ACCUGCCCCUCCUGCCCUGAGGGCUACUGCUGCCUCUGCUCAGACACUGUCCCUUCUGCAUGGAACUCCAGCCCUUCUCUUCUCUCGUCCCUUGAUUUUGUUCUCUCCGUCUCUGUGUCUGGCUGUUAACCGUACUGUGUCUCCCUUCCUCUAGAGCUGAGGACUGAAUGAAAGCAUCCACCCUCAAAGCUGCCAAGAUACCUGCGCCCCCAGCCUGUGGGAAGCCUCAGCAGCUGAACCGGAUUGUGGGUGGCCAGGACAGUGCCGACGCCGAGUGGCCGUGGGUCGUGAGCAUUCGAAAGAAUGGAACCCACCAAUGUGCAGGAUCCCUGCUCACCAACCGCUGGGUGGUCACCGCUGCCCACUGCUUUAAGGGGAAUCUGGAUAAGCCAUCCCUGUUCUCAGUGCUUCUAGGGGCCUGGCACCUGGGGCACCCUGGCCUUCGGUCCCAGAAGGUGGGCGUUGCCUGGGUGCUGCCACACCCAAGGUACUCCUGGAAGGAGGGUGAGCGUGCAGACAUUGCCCUAGUGCGCCUCGAGCAUCCUGUCCAGUUCUCGGAGCGAAUCCUGCCCAUCUGCCUGCCGGAUUCUUCCAUCCGUCUCUCUGAAGAUGCUGACUGCUGGAUUGUGGGCUGGGGGAGUAUCCAUGACGGAGUGUCUCUACCCCACCCUCAGACCCUGCAGAAGCUGAAGGUCCCCAUCAUUGACAGGGAAACUUGCAGCCGCCUGUACUGGCGGGGAGCCAGGCAGGCGGCCAUCACAGAGGACAUGCUGUGUGCUGGCUACCUGGAGGGUGGUCGAGACGCCUGUCUGGGCGACUCCGGUGGCCCCCUGAUGUGCCAGGUGGACGGCGCCUGGCUGCUGACCGGCGUUAUCAGCUGGGGUGAGGGCUGUGCGGAACGCAACCGGCCCGGCGUCUACAUCAGCCUCCCCGCGCACCGCUCCUGGGUGGAGAGGGUUGCGCAAGGCGUGCAGCUCCGCGGGCGCUCGCAGGGGAGCUCCGAGGGCGCUGCGCCCCGGUAGGGCAGCCCGGGUCGCCGCGACUUGCGGCUUCCUCUGCUGUAAAUGAGCCUUCUACCUCUGGGGGGCGUCCGCCUCCCGCUCCAGGGCUGGCCCGGAGCCGGGAGCACCUUUGUUUGUAUUGAUAUUAAUGAUUUUUACGGUUGUUUGUAACUCUGCCCACAUAUCUUAUUUAUUCUUCCAAUUUCAAUAAAUUAUUUAUUCUCCA
Molecule: messenger RNA, 1227 nt
Organism: Nycticebus coucang (slow loris)
Lineage: Eukaryota; Metazoa; Chordata; Mammalia; Primates; Lorisidae
Product: brain-specific serine protease 4-like
Exons: 6
Coding region: 168-1022 (284 amino acids)
Biological process (GO): proteolysis
Molecular function (GO): serine-type endopeptidase activity
Source: RefSeq, a predicted model, not a curated record